Messenger RNA from Acanthosepion pharaonis, 2574 nucleotides. The record is from the annotation of a GenBank genome assembly. NCBI's taxonomy places the organism in Eukaryota, Metazoa, Mollusca, Cephalopoda, Sepiida, Sepiidae.
AUGUCCCGGACGCUGAACUGGUCCCUCUCCUUCUUGGCCAUACAGUCUAAAAGGUGGCGUCUCAUUGCCCAGAGGAUCGGACCGGUCGGGUCUGCGAACCAGAUCCCAACGGAUGAAGAGCAGACGCCCGUGGUUCGGGAGAAGGCCAAACAGGCCAUCGGUGACCCUAACGGCUUCUCUAUACGAUACAAUCAGUUCUUCCCGAAAAACAGGACUGUUAGCAGGCGGGUAAUACCGGCGGUGAAGGGGCGUGUUGCCGAACGGGCCUUUUCCGACGAGGACUUCUUGUGCAAGUGGAAAGUGGUGUCUGAACGUCCCUGUUACGAAGACCUGGCCGAAAACCAUACUGGCCCGCCGAUGAACGAAUUAGCUGCACCCAUCAAGGUGGCCGAUGUCGCCGCCUUAAUUGCAUCAUUAAAAGAAUCGUUCCCUGGACCUGAUGGCCUCCACCUUUCCAUCCUGUGGGGAAUCCCCAUAGAGGUUAUCACCAUUCUGUACAACCUGCUACUGCUAAAAGGACCGUUGCCCACAUCUUCACCUCUCGGGGACACUGUGAAAGCAGGAUUCAGCUCAACAGGUCUAUGUCCUUUCAAUCCAUCAGCAAUUGUUCUUCCAGAGAGGCCUCAAGUUGGAUCCAUCACAUCUGCCUCCACUUCUGAUGAUCACCAGCCCUCUGGUUUCAUGCUGCAGACCUCCACUUUCAGUCCCCUACCGCAGACCUCCACAAGUUCCAGUCCCUUCCCACAGACCACUUCCAGUCCCCUGCCGCUUACCCCCAUUCACUGUCCCCUGCUGCAGGCCUCUACCUCUGGACACCAGCUACAGCACUCUACUGGUUACCAGACCAUGGGUGCUGUUUCAUCUCCAUCUCCUGUCCUUUCCUUAGGCCUAAAGGACUUUUUUUUGAAGCAGCUGCAACCACGCUUCAGCAUGAGUACAGGCAGGUCAGCACGAGUGCAACGCUUUCGCUAUGGUGAAAGUCUGACGUCCGAAGAAAGCCUGAAAAGAGCAAGAGAAGCAGCUGAAGCAAAGGAAGCUGCCACUACAAGAGAGAGAGGGAAAGGGAAAGGAAAAGGCAAAGGACGAGGAAAACAGACCAAACGUGAGGAAUCGCCUUGUAACAGCAACAGGUCUCGAAGCCCAGUUUCCAGUGACAACGAAGAAUGCAAGCGAUGUGGCCAAAGUGGAGGCAACAACUGGAUCCAGUGUGAUAUCUGUGAUAGCUGGUACCACACUAGACUUGCGCAACCCCCGUGGGUGCCGCCCUGUUUGCCCGUGCACUUUUACGCGAGCGGCCAGAUUCGCCGCCCAUCUAUGGAAAAAAACAUCCUGCCGAAUGGAGCAACAAAGAAAAGGCGUGACGCCUCACGUCGCUCUAAUGCCCGCACCCCUUGUCCCCUUAAUAUCGCUAUGGACCAAAUCCUAGAGGGGCAAGAGGAGUACGCCUUUUCUAUCGGCGCGUUUGUACUGAAUCAGAUGGCUUACGCCGACGAUCUCAUACUAUUCGCCAGCUCCCCUGACGAGAUGCAAAAACGGAUUGACCGGCUUCUUGUCGGCCUUGGUAAACUCGGCCUCGAACUAAAUGCCCUGAAAUGUCGCGUGUUGUGCAUUCGUGGGAACAAGAAGAGGAAGUUCUGCUACGUGGACACCUCCGUGUCAGUGUUGGUGGACGGCGUUGCUCUCCCGGUUGUAACCGCUGAAUCCGAAUUUAAAUAUCUCGGACAAAAAUUGAACUUCCUUCGGAAAUUCUUGCUUCCGCGCUUGCACCACCGCCUCGUUUUUGGUCGCCAUCAUAGGGCUAAACUGGUUAGGGGCGACAAGAUGACUCGUUGGGCGGUUCGUAGGUGGCUCCGGCUGCCUGCUGACUGUCCCAAUUCCGCCAUACAUGCUCCGGCGAGAUGCGGCGGUUUAGAGGUUGCUUCUCUGGAACAGCUCGUUUCCGCUCUCAAAAGCAAACGCCUUAGCCUUUUUACUGAAGGGUACGCAGAGGAUGCGCCAUUAGCAUCUAUACCCUCAGUCCGUUCCUUAAUGACCUACCGAUUCCACAAAUAUUCCAACAGCACCCGUGAGGGCCUGGUUGAAGACCUGCAUAGUAGGUUGGAUACCAGGGGCCUAAAGGGGUAUGACCAUGUUCCGGCCGUCAACAGCUGGCUUGAUUAUGCCCCCGCCACCUUGGCCGGCGUUGAAUUCCAGGAUGCCAUCAGAGUCCGCUUAGGCUGUAUGGGCACGCCAGCCCGGUUCUCCCGGGGUGGAGCUACUACCCAACUAAUGGAUACUUUGAGAGCUCAGGAGGAAAGCCCGGUCACAAAUGGUGAGCUGAAGAGAUUACAGUACUCCGACAGGCGCUACCUGAUGUCCUGGACGCCGAACUGGUCCCUCUCCUUCCUGGCCAUACAGUCUAAAAGGCGGCAUCUCAUCGCCCAGAGGAUCGGACCGGUCGGGUCUGCGACCCAGGUCCCAACGGAUGAGGAGCAGGUCAUGGCCGAGCCCCAGCCGUACGAACACAUCCAGACAGAAACUUCCUUCCAUCACAGACGCCCGUGGUUCGGGAGAAGGCCAAACAGGCCAUCGUGA